Molecule: messenger RNA, 1461 nt
Organism: Aureobasidium subglaciale EXF-2481
Lineage: Eukaryota; Fungi; Ascomycota; Dothideomycetes; Dothideales; Saccotheciaceae
Exons: 3
Coding region: 193-1314 (373 amino acids)
Source: RefSeq, a predicted model, not a curated record
CUUGUGUCCACUUGCGUUCACUACACCCUCGAACGCGCAUACAUAGUCCAAAGUAUAGCUGCUCGCAAUCCACGUCAGAUCAAGCAUGUCUGAUAAUUUGCUUUCGCUAGCUGGUUGGUAUCUCUUGCCACAAGUAAGUUUCAUCACUCCAAUAUUCUUCCCGCUCGAUGUUUCUAUCCACGAAAGAACAACAUGGAUCAAUAUCCCCUUGCUGCAAUCGAGUCAAUCAAUUAUACGAUAGUAUAUUCACUUUGCUCGACAUUUGGUUUCGAUCUCUUCAAUAUUCUUGUGACAGGAUGGGCUCAAUCCGCCUUCUAUGCCAUCUGGAUACGCGCAGGUGACCCGAAACCUCAGCCGGGCACGAGACAAUUCGUCCAGCAUCGCAGAAGGAUCAACAUCAUAGUCAUUGUAGCCUACCUUCUCUACACAAUCUAUGAAGCCGACUUCCAACUUCGCAUGGCUGGGAACUUCUACCAAGACCUCGGUGUCAACCUCGGAGUCGAGGAGAGAGGCAUAAAUAGUCGUUUCAGGAGACUAACACUUCUCCACCACCCCGACAAAGUUUCCAAUGAUUCCAACCGUAGCAUAGCAGAAGCCUACUACGUGCACCUAAAACUUUGCCGUGACGUUCUGAUGGACCCAACAAAACGCUUCGCCUACGACCGUCUAGGCCCAGAAAUCCUCUCCUGGCAACGCAGCACCACGAUCCCUGAUUACAUCUCCACUGGCAUUCGCAACUUGUUCGUCUACUACGCAGGAACAGCCGGUGUGCUUACUCUUCUCGGCUUUUUGGGUUACAUCAAGCAAGCCGCUUUCUGGAGGUUUUUUGCUUUGGCCACGCUAGGAAUAUUUGAAUUGCAUGCUUUGACAUCGCCCACUUUCCCGGGUAUAUUGACCAAAGUGGUCAACCCCGUUCUGGCAUUCAUACCCCUACAUCCACAAUUCUUACCUUUCCAACUUCUUUCCCUGCUCAGGAAACUGAUCUUGACACUCUUCAUCGCAUUCUCGCAGAUCGGCCCUUUGCUAGGACCUCUGGAAGCUGCACCUCCCACAGACGAUCAAGUGUCUCAACAGCAAUUGCAGAGGUUAGGUGCGCUGGCAGGGGCUUUGGAGGGUGAAUCCAACAUGUUGAUGGCUUUGGAAAUGACGCCCUUUGCGAAUGACGAGAGCGCCAUGAGAGAGAUGAGGAGUAGGAUGAAGAAAUUCUUGGUCGAUAAUACAAUCAGGAGUAAAGUGGAAGUUAGAAAUGCCAUGGGAGAGGCUAUUGCGAGGAGGAGACAGGGUGUACCACAUGGUGCUGUGGGUGCGAGAUAAGAGAUGUCAACAAGAUCCAAUCGCAAGUUUGGCGAUUUGACACUUUGGGUGGCGUUACAGCUGCUUAGAUCUCAAAGAACGCUUGCAUACCACUACAUUUGUCUAUUGACAAGCAAUCACAACAUCUGUUCGCAAUCUUGUUCGUCG